AGGAAGUCUCCGUUUUUCCGUCACUGAUAAGGACCGUAUUUCUAGGCAUUUCUUUAUAUGGCCUUCGUUGGUAGGGAUUUAUCUCCAUGAGUUUCCGUUUUAGUCAACAGCAUCCUGUGAAAUAUCUUUACAUUAUUUUUCAUCAGCUCCCAGUAUUUAUUCUACAGCGAUGUCGAGUGUCUGGCUGCUGGGGCUUUUCUGCGUGCUAAAGUGCACGGAAAUCGUAUACGCUACAUGUUCCAAAUCUCAGUAUGAAUCUGAGCCUGGUUACUGGCUGAAAUGUUCCAACGGCACUAUAGCAGAUGUUUCCAACGAGCAGGCAGUACUCUCUGCGAUAACGAUGUUAAACUCAAACAUGAAAUAUAUUUCAGCAAACUCAUUUAUGAAGCACCGAGGUACUCUGAUUGUACUGAACCUCCAGAACUGCGAGAUAUCCGACGUGCAUCCCCUCACCUUUUCCAACUUUCCAAAAUUGAAAAAGCUGAGUCUGUCUCACAAUAAACUAAAGCAGUUGCAGAGUAAUUGGUUCACGAAUAUUCCAAAUCUUCAACAACUGGACGUCUCAUACAACCAAAUUCAAAUAGUGCAAGCCACUGUUUUUACAAAAAUACCCAGCCUUCAACUUUUAAGUCUCGAUGGGAAUCAGCUCAACUGUCUUGACCCGAAGGAACUGGUACCUUUGGGAAGUCUCGCAAAAAUAAGAAUUUUGGAGAAUCCAAUGUCGCUGCUCUGCCGCGGACAAUUGACCCUAUGGCUGAAGGAUCAUGGAAUAAAUUACUCGAACGACCGCCCAAACGGGAUGGAAAGUUGGCUGGACAGUUUACUCUGGCUCUGUGCCAUAGAGAACGAUGUGAUUGCUAAAUCUGAGGAAAAAAUGAGACAAUGUGUCGUCCUGGCGAUGUUCAAUCAGCUCCGAGAAGCUAUUGCGACCUUGGAGGACUAUCAGACUAUGACAAAUGUUUGUGUCGCAGAGAGAAAAAGCUUUCUUAAGUCGUUGAGUGAAUUUAAACCACCGGGGGAAUCCCUGACAAAUGGAAUGGCCAUCGAAAACAUGAUCAGAGUUGUUGGAAGUGUCUUAGCCAAUAACUAGGAUGGAACGGUUUCAAUCUUCCUGGAUUCAGAGAUUCAUUACUGCGUAUUGAGCUUAACCAAGGGAUUAUUACAUUGUUUCUCGAGGGUUUGGGGAAUGCAGGGAACAAGAGUACAUGCUCGAAACUAGCGGAUAAGUGUAUAUAUGACUAGUUAGUGUGUUUCCUAGCUCAAGGCUACUAUCGAUCCAGUCGAUUUCAACGCGAUAUCGUUGUGUACUUCAGGCCACUCAGCCCGGGAUAUAAUUUAAUACUCUUUCGGGACUAAACCGCAUAUUUUAGAGUUUAUCGUAACUACAACGAAUGUACUCCAGUAUUUUUAUUACUUAUCCCAAUAUUUUUGCAAGUUUCAUAAAAUACCAUUGAAUUACA
Molecule: messenger RNA, 1460 nt
Organism: Diachasmimorpha longicaudata
Lineage: Eukaryota; Metazoa; Arthropoda; Insecta; Hymenoptera; Braconidae
Product: chondroadherin-like
Exons: 3
Coding region: 170-1090 (306 amino acids)
Molecular function (GO): protein binding
Source: RefSeq, a predicted model, not a curated record